CCCGAAGGACCGGCGCUCGCUGCGCGGAUCCCAUUUCCAGGACGCUUUCCCGUUAAGCUGCUGGUUGCGGUGUUGGUUGCGUCGGGGGCCCCCGCUGCCUCCGUCUGUCAGAAUGCUGCCUUUAGCUCAGGGGCUCCUUAAAUUCAGCCACUGCCAGCGGGACGUAUUCUGCAGCCGCGUGCCCCCUCUCUGCCCCAUCUGUGGGCAAAGCGUCGUCGCCUCGUGGCGGCUGGAGGAGGCCCCGGUGCACGUUCCCUGCCCGUUUGUGAACGGACACCGGGAAAAGUGCAGCUUCCUGGUGAAGCCGACAAGAGGCGAGUUCCUGGGGGACUACGACGGAGACUCGGAUCUUCACGUCGGGAUAACGGAUACUUCCGGUGUUGUGUAUCAUUACAAUGAGACGGGUGUUCGCGGCGACACGCUGGGCUGGGAGCAGUGUGUGAGCGUGCCGCUGGUGCCGCCAGAUAACUACGCGCUCAUCGACCAAUGGGACGGCUACCUAACGGAACACGCCGCUUCGGAGCAAUGGCUGCCGCACAGAUACAGCGAGCGAGAUCACAACUGCUGCUCCUUCGCUCUGAGAUUCAUCAACCGGAUCCUGAGUCUCCUGGAGAAGCCGCCGCUCAGCACGACCCAAUUCACCGAGCGCUUCGUGCUGCCGCGGACCAGGCGGGCGUCGAAAUACCUCAGCGUGUGCCGGGAGGUCUCCCAACACGGCUUCUACGCCGUGCACAGAGAGGACAGAUAGUGAAUGUAAAUCGCGUAACGCGCC
Spea bombifrons (plains spadefoot toad) is the source of this 772-nucleotide messenger RNA. RefSeq names its product MKRN2 opposite strand (gene MKRN2OS). The coding region runs from base 113 to 748 and encodes 211 amino acids. The transcript is spliced from 4 exons. Lineage: Eukaryota; Metazoa; Chordata; Amphibia; Anura; Pelobatidae. The record is from RefSeq and is a predicted model, not a curated record.